Molecule: messenger RNA, 976 nt
Organism: Entelurus aequoreus (snake pipefish)
Lineage: Eukaryota; Metazoa; Chordata; Actinopteri; Syngnathiformes; Syngnathidae
Gene: cenph
Product: centromere protein H
Exons: 10
Coding region: 72-899 (275 amino acids)
Biological process (GO): kinetochore assembly; mitotic spindle organization; chromosome segregation
Cellular component (GO): nucleus; kinetochore
Molecular function (GO): kinetochore binding
Source: RefSeq, a predicted model, not a curated record
GAAUUAAUGAGUGUUACCGGGAGUGUUGAGCGGGAGGUGAGGAAGUCCAGGGCGGAACAAGACAAGGUCGGAUGUCCGUGAGCAGGCAGGAAGUCGGGGCGAUAGAGAGGCAUCAAAAGGUCCGUGUCCAGGAGGGAGGUCGAGAUCCAAGAGGGGCAGCCAGAGAACCAGAGAAGAACAACAGUCCAAGUUUUAACAUUAUGGAUCCGGACAUGGAGAACCUUAACCAAAUCGUGGAGAGUGUGGUUCUAAAUGAUGGAGCCAGCAGCCAAUCUGACACCUUGCCAGACAUAAUGAGAAUAAAAGAGCAGAUGUUCAACCAGUGCUUUGAGAUGGAAGUUCAACUAAAUGCAGCAGGGAGAAGUAAGAGAUCAUGCACUUCAUCUGAAGUGGAAAGAGAAUUGUUGGAAAAUGUCAGUGAGCUGGAGAGAGUCAAGACCAUUCAUUUUAACCGCACACUGGCUUUGCACAGAAUGCAGAUGUGGCACGCCAUCACCGAAAAACUGAAAGAGAAUAAUGCAGAGGCGGUCGAGCUGAAAGCCACCAGUGAUCGCUGCAUGAUGCUUUGCUCAAAUAUUAAACAACUUCAGCAAGAAUCAAGGAAUCUUCAAGAUGAUAUCACUGAACUCCAGAAAAAAAGACUUGAGCUGAAGCGUCUGAUGCAUGAGAAAAUGAAGGACAUUGACAACCUGAUGGUGAAGCGGGAGCACCCUGAUGCAGAAAAGUACAAAGCCGCCUUGGAGAAAGGUCGAGCAAACCUGAAGAGAUACAAAAAUAUGGCCAUCAUGACACAGAAUGUAUUCAGGGGAAUUCUGUUUGUGUGUAGAAUAAACUGGAUGGAGGAUCCUAAACUGAGAGACAUCGCCAUGACGCUGGAGGAACUUCCCAUCAGUGACUAAAGAAGUCGUCUUUUGUGUGCAUGUGUCUGUCUUUUGAGUGUUGAAUUAAAUAAAAUUAAAAAAACCAAUAGAACAUA